GUUACCGUCCUAUUCCAACAGACCCUUACCUGGGAGGGAAUUCACCCUUGCCACCCCCUGUAAGUGACAGGAUGAGAAAGAGACGGGCUUUUGCUGAUAAAGAGUUGGAGAACAUUAUGCUAGAGAGAGAGUAUAAAGAGAGAGAGAUGAUGGAAGCUACACAAGCAGCUGCCCUUUUUCUCCCUAACCGCAUGGUGCAUGGAGCUGAAUACAACUCAUACAAAACAGCCUUCAACACUUCACAAGUUGAUACUCCGAACAAGGAGUUUUGCAGUUUUUUACCAGCCUGCCUUGAUCUAACCAUGCAGUAUUCAGGAUCCAGCAACAUGGAACUAAUUUCUUCAAAUGUCAGUGUAGCUACUACCUACAGACAAUAUCCCUUGUCUUCUAGAUUCUUAGUGUGGCCAAAAUGUGGCCCCAUUAGUGAUGCUCUCCUCUACCAGCAAUACCUGCUAAAUGCUACUACUGUCCAAGCUCUCAAACCGGGGGCAGCUUGGGAUGCCAAGGUCUCACAAAGUCAGGACUGUCCAAACACUGAGCAUAACAUAAUGUCUCCAAAACUGGAAAACUCACUCAUUCUGACCCACACGCAAGACAUUCAGCAGUCAUGUAAUGAGAUACCAUGCCUUCCUCAGGAAGCUCGUGAGAGGUCAGCUUUCUCUCCUCCAAAAAGAACUUUCUCUCAGAUUUCUGAUAAGGAUUCUCUGGCUCCUCAGGAACAGGUAUUAAACAAGAUCACCAAAGACAGUACUAAGCCCCCCUCACCACUCAAAUACAAUCCAUUUCAGUCGCUGUUCCAGCCAGUGCUUCCUGACAGAUCAGGAGUGGAGCUGAGACCAUCAUUUGUGAAAGAGACUGUUGAAGAUACUUCUAGGAAGUACCGAGAGUGUGCCAUUAAAGAGCACCAAAAAUACAAAAUUACAAUAGACAAAUGUGCAAAAGACUUUUUUGGGGCCAAACAGGCCCCAACAAAACUUUCAACAGCUGAGCCACUGUCAUUUUCAGUUGAAUCCAUCCUUAAACGACCUUCAUCUGCAGUUGCUAAUGUUUCUCAGUGA
Molecule: messenger RNA, 1058 nt
Organism: Apaloderma vittatum (bar-tailed trogon)
Lineage: Eukaryota; Metazoa; Chordata; Aves; Trogoniformes; Trogonidae
Gene: DMRT2
Product: doublesex and mab-3 related transcription factor 2
Exons: 1
Biological process (GO): regulation of transcription by RNA polymerase II; sex differentiation
Cellular component (GO): nucleus
Molecular function (GO): RNA polymerase II cis-regulatory region sequence-specific DNA binding; DNA-binding transcription factor activity, RNA polymerase II-specific
Source: RefSeq, a predicted model, not a curated record